AUGAAGAGAGUCUGUGGGGAGAUCAGAAAGGUCAUCUGGAGACGAGCCCCCGGCAAGCUCCCCCUCCCGAAGCAGGACGACGUGCCGCUAGUUUACCUGGGCAGCUUCCGUGGUGCCCAGAAGCCGGCCGGGCCCUCUGCCUCCACAGAUGGCCUCGCUCGCUGCCCCCCGGCCUAUGCCGUGGUGGGCCUGCACAGCCUAGAGGCCCGGGGGCAGCGGACCACUGCCUUCCACCCAGUGAGUUUCUCCAGUGAGAAGGUUGGGCGAGAAGAUAAACCCGUGUUUCCCUACCAAGAGCUGACCUCCGCUCAGGAGAGCUUCCGCCAGAAGGUAGCUGCCUUUGCUGGCAUGACGUCUGGCUGUCACAAGGGCCCCGGGCCCUGCCCCUCUCCACAGCCCCUGCGGGAGUCCCUGCCCUCGGAGGACGACAGCGAUCAGAGGUGCUCACCUUCGGGGGACAGCGAAGGAGGAGAGUAUUGCUCCAUCCUGGACUGUUGCCCCGGGAGCCCCGUUGCCACGGCCACCUCAGAAGCUGAGAGUUCUCGGGGCAGACCUGGCAGAGGGGACCGCUCACCACCGUGCUGGGAGCAGGGGGGGUGUGGGGGCCCCCCUGAGGAGGAGAAGCAGGUUCUGAGCUUCCCGAGGGAGUGCUGUAGCCAGGGCCCAGCCGAGAACCCGCCCCGCCUGGGUCCCAAGAAGCUGUCCCUUACCUCAGAGGCCGCCAGUUCUUCGGAUGGCCUCUCCUGUGGGAGUGCCAGCAGUGGGGCCAGCAGCCCCUUCACCCCCCGUCUUGAGAGUGAUUACUGCUCCCUCGUGAAGGAGACUGUGCCAGGGAAGGAGCAGGACUCAGGCUGCCACGUGCUGACCUCUGCCAGGGGCCUUGGACUGACGGGGGAGCCCCAGCCUCCAGCCCACCCCAGGGAGGCGGUACAGCCUGAACCCAUCUAUGCUGAGAGCACCAAGAGGAGGAAGGCGGUUCCAGCACCUUCCAAGCCACAGGCCGCAGCGCAACAGGCAGCAGCCGCUCGGGGCCAGGGCCAGGUACGGACAGCUAAUGCCUGGGCUCAGAAAGCAGCAUCUGGCUGGGGCCGGGACAGGGAAGGCCCAGAUAUGGCUCCCCAGGUGGCAGCCACCAUCACGGUCAUGGCAGCCCAUCCAGAAGAGGACCACCGGACAAUCUACCUGAGCAGCCCCGACUCCGCCGUGGGGGUCCAGUGGCCACGCGGGCCUGUGAGCCAGGACUCCGAGGCAGGUGAAGAGGAGGCUGCAGCUGGGCAGGGGCUGAGCUCCAGAGAAAGCCACCGUCCCGACGCGAGUGAGAACACGCCCAAGGGGAAGCCUGCCAUUCCCCCCAAGCUGUCCAAGAGUAGCCCCGGAGGGUCCCCGGUGUCCCCCUCUGCCUCCCCGCUGUCUGACCUCAGCGAGGGGAGCUCCGCUGGUGGUACGGGGCCCCAGACUUCCUCCAGGGGCCCCACUGACUCUGCUUCUUCCUGCCGGGCCAGUGGCGUCGCCGCUGGUGACUCUGUCCGGUGCCACCCCCCAGCUGCCACCGCCUCAGCCUUGGACCAGAGGAGGCCCCGGUACCAGACGGGGGCCUGGAGCCGUCAGUGCCGGAUAGAGGAAGAGGAGGAGGUGGAACAGGAGUUGUUGAGUCAAAGCUGGGGAAGAGAGAUGGAAAACGGCACCGCAGACCCCUCCAACUCCUCCGCGUGGCACUGUCUCCGCCCCACAGACGGCUGCUCCGGGCAAAGCAGCAAAGUGGGCACCGGGAUGAGCAAAUCGGCCUCUUUUGCCUUUGAGUUCCCCAAGGACAGGAGUGGGAUUGAGGUAUUCUCACCUCCGCCGCCGCCUCCGAAGUCGCGGCACCUUUUAAAGAUGAACAAGAGCAGCUCUGAUUUGGAGAAAGUGAGCCAGGGCUCUGCAGAGAGCCUCAGCCCUCCCUGCAGGGGUGUCCCCGUCAGCUUCACCACGGGUUCCACAGACAGCCUGGCCUCGGACUCCAGGACCUGCAGCGAUGGAG
Messenger RNA from Leptonychotes weddellii (Weddell seal), 2020 nucleotides. Lineage: Eukaryota; Metazoa; Chordata; Mammalia; Carnivora; Phocidae. The record is from RefSeq and is a predicted model, not a curated record.